GUGCGCGCUCCCGUAAAAACGCCGAGGUCAGAUCUGACGCAAGCACGCUCUCCGCGCAAGCACCGCCCCUUCGUCCUGGCAGUGUUUGUAUUUACAGCAGAAGUUCUUCUAGCUUUUAUCAAUAAAUCGAGUCCAGAACUAAAGGAGUCGAACUGACGUACCAGCAUGGCCUUUCAGGGGUCUGAGGAGGUGGAAGAGCAGCUGGAGGAGCCGGAAGAGACCCUGAGAGUUUCUCCGGCGGAGGAAAUGCCAGUCGACGGGCCUCCUGCGGCUGAUGAACCUGAGCCGCUACUGCUGCCGUGGGACCGCUUCUCCGCCUGGAUCCACUGCAUCUGCGUGGUCGGCUUUGAUCUGGAGCUCGGGCAGGCCGUAGAGGUGAUUUAUCCUCACCACUCCAAACUCAGUGAAAAAGAGAAAACCAGUAUAUGCUAUCUGUCAUUCCCAGACUCGAAUUCAGGCUGUCUAGGGGACACACAGUUCUGCUUUCGUUUUAGGCAGGCGGUGGGUAGGAAAUCUUCUCUUGGAUGUUUCCUCGACCACUUCGAUCGGGAUGCACCUGUUUGUCUCAAGAGAGAUCAGGGUUAUUACUACGGGUAUGUGUACUUCAGACAGGUGCGGGACAAAGCACUGAAGAGAGGCUACUUUCAGAAGUCUCUGGUGCUCAUCAGCAAGCUGCCCUACGUCACCUUCUUCCACUCUUUACUGAAGCUCAUCGCCCCAGAGUACUUUGAAAAACAGGAGCCGUGUUUAGAGGCUGCUUGCAACGACAUCGACCGAUGGCCCACGCCGAGCCCAGGGAAGAUUCUCACGCUCCCCGUCAUGGGCGUGGUAAUGAAGCUACGGAUCCCCACGUGUUACGACAAGCCUGGAACCUCACAGCUCGUUCAGUCGGCACCGAGCGACAGUCUGGUGUCCAUCGUUCUGCCGACGGUCCAUGAAGUGGAUCUCUUUAGGUGCUUCUAUCCAGUUUUCUUUCAUAUUCAGAUGUUAUGGGAACUGGUGCUGCUCGGGGAAGCUCUGGUUGUCAUGGCACCAUCACCAGCAGAAUCUUCAGACACUGUACUGGCAUUGGUCAGCUGUAUCUCUCCCCUGCGUUACUGCAGUGAUUUUCGGCCAUAUUUUACCAUCCAUGACAGUGAAUUUAAAGAAUACACCACUAGGACUCAGGCACCGCCUUCGGUCAUUUUAGGUGUGACAAACCCAUUUUUUGCCAAAACUCUCCAGCAUUGGCCGCACAUCAUCCGCAUUGGAGACAUGAAGCAAGCAGCAGAGAUGGCCAAACAGAUGAAGGUGAAAAAACUAAAAAACCUGAAGACUUUAGACUCAAAACCUGGUGUGUAUAGUGCAUAUAAACCUUUCCUAAACAAAGAUGAGGACAUUAUCAAACAACUUCAGAAGGGAGUUCAGCAGAAACGUCCCUCCGCGGCCCAGAAUGCAAUUCUGCGGCGAUAUUUCCUGGAGCUUACACAGAGUUUCAUCAUACCACUGGAGCGUUAUGUGGCCAGUCUGAUGCCCUUACAGAAGAGCAUCUCUCCUUGGAAGAGUCCUCCUCAGCUGCGGCCGUUCAAUCAGGAGGAGUUCAUGAAGACGCUGGAAAAAGCUGGACCUCAGCUCACAUCACGCCUCAAAGGCGACUGGAUCGGUCUUUACAGGCAAUUCCUCAGAUCUCCAAACUUUGACGGCUGGUUCAGAAACCGGCGUAAGGAGAUGACACAGAAGCUGGAAGCUCUUCAUCUGGAGGCGCUCUGUGAGGAAGAUCUGCAGCUGAGGAUCCAGAAGCACACUGAAGUUGAGACUGUUGACCUGGUGCUCAAACUGAAGGAGAAACUGACGCAGGCCGAGAGAGAUCGACUUCCAGUCAAACCGGGAACUCUGGCCAAACUGCAGGCUCACAUCGAGACCAUCAUCCUCACACUUCCAGAGGACCUGCAGGGAAUCUUGCAUAAACCUCCGAGCCCCUGACCCUUAACUGACACUGAUAUAUAGGGUUAUAUAGGGUUAACAGACACAAACCCCCUUUACCUUCCACACACGAGUGACAGAAUGUGAUGGAUUUCUGCUGCAUCCUCAUCCAAGUGCACUUGUUGCUGCAGACCUGAUUGCCCUUGAAUGCACAGCGCUGGCAUUGCUGAAAUCGCACGGACAACGGCGCCGGAAACGACGUGAGGCAGAAACGAGACAUGCAAACGCUCUGGAUGUUUUCUGUACUGUAAGUCUCACUGCGUGAGAUCAACAUUCCCUUUAGUUUUUAAACAUGGGGUUGCUUAUAAUGUCCUGAAGAUCAUAAAACAGAUUCAUCGAUCCGAGCUAUAAAUGUGGAAAUGGAAAACUUUAAAUAGCCGUAGGACACAAACAUUGUUUCCACUGUAUAAGAUCCAAUUUUGUAAAUCACAGAAGACCUUUUAAAAACAUUUUACCCAUCGCUCAAAAGAGAAACAUUAUCAAUUAAAUUGUGCAAAGAAAAUGAAGCCUAUGUUAGUAUGCUAAAAAUGCUGGGUUAUAAUUUAACCCAUGCUGGGUUGUUUCAACUCUAGGGUCAAUUGUAAAAAUUUUCUGGGUUAAUUUAACCUAACGGCUGGGUUUGUCCCUUUUUGACCCAAUGCUAGGUUAAAAAUAACCCAGCAUUUUGAAGUGUACACUGCGAAAAAAUCUUAGUAUUUUUGUCUUGUUUUCAGUAA
Molecule: messenger RNA, 2678 nt
Organism: Misgurnus anguillicaudatus (oriental weatherfish)
Lineage: Eukaryota; Metazoa; Chordata; Actinopteri; Cypriniformes; Cobitidae
Gene: dennd6a
Product: DENN/MADD domain containing 6A
Cellular component (GO): recycling endosome
Molecular function (GO): guanyl-nucleotide exchange factor activity
Source: RefSeq, a predicted model, not a curated record